AUGCGAGCCACCUACCUCUCCGUCACCGAUGAGCACGUCAACACGGAGAGGGUCGAGGUGGAAACCCACGGCGUACACCACACGGAGGGGGGCUGGCCCAAAGACGUCAACCCGCAUGAGAUGGAGCAAACCAUUCGCUUCCGGAAGAAAGUCAACACGGAGAGGGUCGAGGUGGAAACCCACGGCGUACACCACACGGAGGGGGGCUGGCCCAAAGACGUCAACCCGCAUGAGAUGGAGCAAACCAUUCGCUUCCGGAAGAAAGUGGAGAAGGAUGAAAACUACAUCAACACCGUCACACACCUCGGCACCCUGAUGGAGCACUGCAUCAAGCAGAACAACGCCAUCAACAUCUACGAGGAGUACUUUGGAGAGGAGGAGAUGGCCGAGGUGGAGGGCGAGGCCCCCUCUGCAAAAACCAUCAAUGUCAUCAGGGAUCCAAACAUAACCAAAAGGACAGCCACGCAUCUCUCCUGGCACCCCGAUGGAUGCAAGAAACUGGCAGUAGCUUAUUCCAGCCUGGAGUUCCAGCAAAACAUGAAAGACAUGAGCUUUGACUCGUACAUCUGGGAUCUUGAAAACUCCAACAAGCCGGAGCUGGUUCUCAAGCCGUCAUCCCCUCUCGUGAGCCUAGAAUACAACCCCAAAGACUCGCACAUCCUGGCAGGCGGAUGCUACAAUGGGCAGAUCGCUUACUGGGACACAAGGAAAGGAAGGCUGCCCGUGGAGGUGUCCACCGUGGAGUUGAGCCACAGGGACCCCGUGUACGGAACGAUCUGGCUGCAGUCCAAAACCGGCACCGAGUGUUUCUCAGCCUCCACCGACGGGCAGGUCCUGUGGUGGGACAUCCGCAAGCUGUCUGAGCCUACCGAGACGCUGGUCUUGGACAUCACCCGGAAGGGGCUCCUGGAGAAUGCUCUGGGCGCCAUCUCGCUGGAGUUUGAGCCGACCAUGCCCACCAAGUUCAUGGUGGGUACAGAGCAGGGCAUCAUCAUCUCCUGCAACCGCAAGGCCAAGACACCCCCCGAAAAAAUUGCCGGAACCUACAGCGGCCAUCAUGGGCCUGUCUACGCGCUGGCCAGGAACCCUUUUUACCCAAAAUUCUUCCUGACGGUCGGUGACUGGACUGCUCGGAUCUGGUCAGAGGAGAGCAAAGAAUCGUCAAUCAUGUGGACCAGGUACCACCUCUCCUACCUGACCGACGGGUGCUGGAGCACUGUGAGGCCAGCUGUCUUCUUCACGACCAAAAUGGAUGGAACGCUGGACAUCUGGGACUUCCUCUUCAAGCAGAAUGACCCCUCCCUCAGCCUGAAGAUCUGCGACGAGCCCCUCUUCAGCCUGCGUCUGCAGGACAACGGGUGCUUCGUCGGCUGUGGCUCGAAGCUGGGCACCGUCACGCUGCUGGAAAUCUCCUCUGAGCUCUGCACCCUGCAGAAGAAUGAGAAGACCCUGGCCACGGCUAUGUUUGAGCGGGAGACAAAGCGGGAGAAGAUCCUGGAGGCCCGGCACCGGGAGAUGCGGCUGAAGGAACGCGCCAAGUCAGAGGGCCGGGACGAGGAGAGGAAGGAGGAGAGGCUGGGGGGGGGGUCUCACCAGGGGGUCGGGCGGCGCAAGGAGUUCUUCGAGGUCAUCGAAGCAGAGCUGCAGAAGAGGGCGCAGGCGGAGGCCAAGCGCUUGGGUGCCAAGGAGAAAGACUAUACAGAUGAUAUGAGAGAGGAAGAGGAGGAAGGAGAGAGCAAGAUGCCUGAGUAUGAAGAAGAAGAAGAAGAAGAGGAGGAGGAGGAUGCUACCAAGGUCAGCUAA
Molecule: messenger RNA, 1803 nt
Organism: Struthio camelus australis
Lineage: Eukaryota; Metazoa; Chordata; Aves; Struthioniformes; Struthionidae
Source: RefSeq, a predicted model, not a curated record